AUGGGGAAUACGGCCCCGGGAAUAGAAAAAGCUUCUGUUGAAGCCUUGUUGAAAUUUGGACAGAAAGCUGGAGACCCGCUGGAUCGGGCUCUAGUGACAGAUUUGUUGUCUUGGGCACGCCGUAGAGGCUUACUCAAGGAAACUGCACAAGUUUUUAAAGACGAGACGUGGAAGCAUAUAGGGGAGGAAAUAUGGGAAUCUGUCCAGACUGAUAAUAAAGAAGCAAAAAGACUUGCUUCAACCUAUCGACAGAUCAGUCUCUUAGUACAAAAAAUAGGGGCGGAGGCAGAAGUUGAAGCAAUAAUUCAGACCAUCUUGAAAGACGCUAAAAAUAAAGUAACAUCGGGAUCGGGGGCGGAGACAAAAACUGCCGCAGAGACAAAAACUGAGAUAAAAACUGAGACGAAAACUGUUUGCCCUGCUACCCAAGGUCCUUACGAUUAUCUCAUUCCUGAUUGGGACCCCGAUAAGGGAGCGGGAGGUUCACAAGUCCCCGAGCCUAUGGAAGUGGGACAAGCGGUACCAUCAGCUCCGCAAAUAGAUCCUGCAACUGUCCCUCUGCCUCCUGAGGAAGAGGAGUUAAAGACUCUUUUACAUGAGCAGGCAGAUGCAAUGACUAAACUAUUGAAUGAGAUGCAACGGUUGGAUAAAGGUUCCAAAUCAAGGGUGGUUAAAGAGAGUUAUCGCAAGGCACAUAAGUCUAUUGUUGAAGGUCUGAAAAAUAUUGAGAAACAAUUAACAAAGAUUGAGUCUGGUAAUUGUGUUCACCCUGCUGCUGUUACUGAAGAGAAAAAUACAGAUGGUAAAAUGUCAGUGGAAAGGGUUCGUCAACGGGUGUUACAAAGUAUCAGAGAUGGUGAAAUGAACAUAGAGGAGGGCGAUUGGUAUUUGCGGUCUAAGUAUGGUUCAGAAGCGAGACUGUCUGCGGAGGAUAAGAGAAAGCUUGCAGAUUGGUUUGCAUUGUAUCCUCAGUAUAAAAGGAAAGAGGAUUCAGCAAGUGGAAUGGUGGAUGAUGUCUGGAAGUGGUGGAGAGGGAAAGCGAAUGAGGAAAAGUCAAAGGAGACUCCUAAACAGAGAAAUUCUGAUUACAUCCCAAAAGAUCCCAACUUUGACAUGUCAAACCGGUGGAAGGGAGUUGUAACCAAUGCUGAAAUUACUGGGGAUUUUCAGUUUACAGCUGCACCAGUAACUAUUGAUAAUAAUGGACAGAGAAACUGGCAGCCUAUAGAUUGGACCACAGUUGCCAAAAUACAGAAAGCAAUUUUAGAUUAUGGAAUAGACAAUCGACUGGUCAGAAGACAGAUGGAAACAUUUAUAAAACAUCAGACACUAAUACCCACAGACAUUAAACAUCUGUUUGAACUGAUGCUGGGACCUACGAGUUAUAUGAUGUUUGUUAACAAGUGGCAGGAAAGAUUAGAGCAGAAACAGCUUGAUAACUUGACACUGCCGCACGGAGAUCCCUUACGGGUGGCCUCCCUAGAGCAAUUAAUGGGGAACGGUCAGUACGUUGACCCACAGCGGCAAGCUGCGCUAGACUUGCGAAUUCUGGCUCAAAGCAAAGUGGCUGCCCUUGAAGCUUUCGCCAGUUUGCCACAGGUCGGCACUCCAAAACAACCAUACUUGCAAAUUAAACAGAGAGACUCUGAGUCAUUUAUGGCAUUUGUUGACAGAAUUACAGAAGGUGUUGAAAUGGCACCUGACAUUCCAGCCAACAUGAAAGAGACAUUGGUAAAAGAGAUUGCUAUGCAAAAUGCCAAUGCUGCAUGUCGGAGGUUAAUUGCCACUUUACCCCCUGCUGCUUCUUUACUGCAAAUGGUAGAACAAUGUUCUCGAGCCCCGAUGGAAGAAGAGAAGGAAAAGGCUCGAAUUCAUGCCUCUGCAUUAGCAGCUGCAUUGUCCAAAUGCUCGCCACAAGGAAAGGGGGACAAGGGCUCAAAUCCUGUAUGUUUUAAGUGUGGACAGACGGGACAUUUUAAAAAGCAUUGUCCUACAAUUAAGGCUGUUACUAACCAAGUAUCGUCGAUGAGUUCUCCAUUCGCAGGUACCUGCAACAAGUGUGACAAGUUCGGACACAGAGCGUCAGACUGCAAAUCCCGAUUUAAGAAGGAUGGAACACCUCUUGUGCCCCAGCAGGGAAACGGGGGAGGCCGCGUGGGGGGCGCGGCUCAGACCUCAUCUUAAGCGACCGGACCCCCCACAACGGAGGCUGCCUCGACGAUCUACUCGCCGCCACCAGAGGAAGCGCUGGCCUCGAUUUGGUCGUAAGUGAAACAAUAACAAUCACAACACAGGAGGUUACACUAAUCCCUACUACCAGUAAAGGACCAUUAGGGUAUGGACUUUCUGCCUUGCUAAUAGGAAGAUCUUCAGCUACAAGAACUGGAAUUUUUGUACAACCAGGAUUAAUCGAUAGUGACUUCACAGGAGUUAUUCACAUUAUGGUUAAUAUUUUUACACCACCAAUUACCAUUCCAAAAGGCAGUAAGAUAGCACAAUUGAUUCCUUUCAAAGCCUGUGUACCACAUUCAACACCUAAAAUCAGAGGAACAGGAGGGUUUGGGUCUACAGAGCCACUAAUAGCUUUCUCUGAGGUGAUAACUAACAACAAACCUACACGUUCUGUUACCAUUAUCCAUCCUGACACUCAGAUCACCCCUAAAACCAUUACAGCUGAGAUGAUGAUUGACACGGGUGCAGAUGUCACUAUAGUGCCAGCUGCAUAUUGGCCAAAAGCGUGGCCAAUUGUAAAUUCAUCUGAGAAGGUUUUGGGAAUAGCAGGACUAGCAGAAAUGAGAAAAAGUGCUGUGUUAUUGGACAUCAAAGACAAUGAGGGGAACAUUGCAAAAGUAACACCUGUAAUCAUGAACACACCCUUAUGGUUGCUAGGUCGAGAUGUACUCUCCCAAUGGCAACUUGUUUUGUCUACUCCUUUUCCAUAGCGGCCACUGACAAAGGUGCUCUUCCCACUAUUAAGCUGACUUGGAAAACUGAUAAGCCUGUGUGGGUUGAUCAGUGGCCGCUCACUGAUGAAAAAUUGGAGCACCUGAACCAGCUUGUGGAUGAACAAUUAGAGAAAGGCCAUAUAAAAGAAUCUUUUAGUCCUUGGAACACUCCAGUUUUUGUUAUACAGAAAAAAUCAGGAAAAUGGCGAUUUUUGCACGAUCUUCGUGCUGUUAAUGAGCAAAUGACGCCAAUGGGAGCGUUACAACCAGGCCUACCUUCUCCAGCUGCAAUACCUGUUAAUUGGGCUGUCUACAUUAUUGAUCUUAAGGAUUGUUUCUUUAGUAUUCCACUCGAUCCUGCUGAUACUCCACGAUUUGCCUUUAGUAUACCAUCAAAGAAUAACAGUGCCCCCAUGAGAAGAUUUGAAUGGAUAGUUCUGCCACAGGGAAUGCGUAAUAGCCCAACCAUAUGUCAAUGUCAUACUAACUUGCCUGGAUUCUUGUCAGAAGGAAACGCGAAAGCCGAUGAGGUGGUGAGUGCUGGAGCCCAGCAAAAUGAUACUGAUGAACCUUCUGUUUCUGUCAAAUCAGCCACUCAGGCAAUUAAGCAAGCACAAGUAAGUCAUGCAUUCUUUCACCAAUCUGCAAAAAGUUUGUCUAAGGAAUUCUCUAUAUCUCUGCAAACUGCUCGUGGCAUUAUUGCCUCGUGUCCUGAUUGUGCCAAGGUCUCACCCCUACAAUCAGAAGGCACUAAUCCUAGGGGGACUGAGGCAAGAGAGUUAUUUCAAACAGACAUUACAAUUGUUCCGUCAUUUGGACGUCUAAAAUAUGUUCAUGUCACAGUAGAUACAUAUAGUUCAGCCUUGUGGGCAUCUGCCAUGACAUCAUCGGGGGCGUCAGCAACGUGUCGACAUUGGAGAAUGGCAUUUGCUGUAUUAGGAAACCCCCAAACAAUUAAGACAGACAAUGGUCCAAAUUAUAAAAGCCAAAUUGUUGAAGCGUUUCUUUCAGCCUGGAAUAUCAAACAUUUAUUUGGAAUUCCUUACAAUAGUACAGGACAGGCAAUUGUUGAAAGAAAGCAUUCUGAUCUCAAACGAUAUAUUGCCAUUUUUCAAAGACAGGGGGAGUUUUCCCAUUCCCACUCCCCCCACGAUAUUCUUUCAAAGGCCAUUUAUAUUUUAAAUUGGAAACUCUGGUCACAAAAGUCGAAUCAAGAAGUCGGGUCAACCCCUAUCUUUAGACAUUUUACUCAAAACAAUCCUUUAAAAGAAACACACGUUUCUGUGCAAGUUUGGGACCCCUCAUCAGCCACCUGGAAUGGACCAUGGAGAUUAAUAACUUGGGGUCGUGGAUAUGCUUGUGUCAUUACAGAGGACGGAGAGCGGUGGUUGCCAGCCAAGUGGGUGCGACCCUGGCUACAUGCUGAAACCAAGGAAAACAAGGAGGAUGAUCAAACGGCGAUAGAAGAAAUUGCUGACUUAGAAGCUGCACACAACGUCACCAGAGACAACUGAUCUGAGACCCUGCAUCUUCCGAUGUCUAUCCUGGCAGAUGCAUCGGAUCGCUGCUACAGUGUUUGAAAAGAAAGGGGGAGAUGUGGGGAAUUUUGUAGGGGCUGUUGCUUUGCAAUCGAUAUGUAGGCGAUUGGAACACAGCGGGUAAGACACCAGUCAGCCCAAGGACACUGUGUCCGCUUCGUGCUUUCUAUGAAAAAAAGCAGGGUUGGCCUGAGGAUGUUGCGUCCUUGUGAUACAGCUGUGCAAAGUAAAACAAGUAAUGAAUCAGUCAUGAAUAUACCUUAGAACAAAGGAUCUGCACAUCUGGAAAUGUAGGGUUUGAUAUAUGAGCACACGUACUGCUUAUAAA
Molecule: messenger RNA, 4811 nt
Organism: Pogoniulus pusillus (Red-fronted tinkerbird)
Lineage: Eukaryota; Metazoa; Chordata; Aves; Piciformes; Lybiidae
Exons: 3
Coding region: 1-2184 (727 amino acids)
Biological process (GO): viral process
Molecular function (GO): zinc ion binding; nucleic acid binding
Source: RefSeq, a predicted model, not a curated record